CGACCCAGCGACCACUGAGCUCAGUGGUUUCAACCUACGGUUCCAACAGAAAACUGAAAAUGGUUUUAUGGAAAUUGAAAUCAUGAAUUCAAUCGUACAAAAUGCAUAUUUAGUUAUACAACAGGUACAUGAACACAGACUGUAGUUUGGUUAAGUAAUUUAUUUCAUUUGUGUUAUAAUCACCGGCAUGUUUUUCAAGAGAUAUGAAAUUUAGUGGGAACGUUCCAAGUCAUCUCAUGCAUGUAGUGGCCCUAUAUGACCAUGUGCCUGGUGAAAGUGAUAUAGACCUGGGUGACAAAUGGGCAAUACAGUCACCACAUCCAGAUACACAGUUAAGUUUCUUGAAAGGAGAGACUUUCAGAGUUAUUGGUGAAGUAGAUUGGUGGCUAUAUGUGACUUCAAGUGAUGGAAAGACAGGCUAUAUUCCCAGUAUAUUGACAGCACCUUUGAACACAAAUUGCCUGAACACUGAAUACUCUAAAGUGCUAUCACACCAUGGCGAUGUACCAUCGUGUGUUAUUGAUAAUCAGGUUGAUCUCACCUACUUUCCUGACACACCACUUGAUAGAGACACAGAGUUGCAUCACAGGAAAAAAUCUCCAGAAGGAAAAGCAAACAUAUUUUCCUUGCUCACCUUUUGGUGGAUGACGCAAUUAGUAUGGUUAGGUUUUCGCCGUCCAUUAGUUUUCAAAGACAUGUGGUGUUUAAAAAAGGAACUUUGGUCGGAAAACAUCGGCUCAAAUUUUGAUGAACAUUGGAAACGCGAGAAGGAAAAGGUUUUGAGAAAGCUCAAAAAAUCCAAGUUUGGUAAAAUGACCCCAGUAGAAAAUGGUAGGACAUCUUCGGCGACUGGUGAGCGAGCAGAGCGACCAAAUCUCCUAUAUGAAGUCAAAUACUCCAGCGACAACGACGAAACAACAGAUCAUCCUUCAUUAACGAAGACUUUAUGGAAAGUAUUUGGUCCAUCUUUGAUUCCUGCAAUUUUUGCAAAACUUUGCUAUGAUACACUGGUGUUUGUUCAACCUCAGUUAUUAGGUGCGAUCGUGGAAUAUAUCGAUGACAGAAACCAGCGUGAAUCGUGGGAAGGUCUUGUGUAUGCUGGAGGCUUGUUUCUAGUCGCAAUAAUCCAAACCUUGCUUUUACAACAGUAUUUUAAAAUUGUUAUGGUAAUUGGUCUUCGUAUCCGUACUGCUGUUCUAGGAGUUGUUUACAAAAAGGCAUUAUCCCUAAGCACUAUUUCAAGAAAUCAAUCAACUGUUGGUGAAAUGGUCAAUCUCAUGUCCGUAGAUGCUCAACGGUUAAUGGAUAUUCUUACAUACUUCAAUAUGCUGUGGUCUUCACCUUAUCAAAUCUCGUUAGCAAUUUUCUUUCUUUAUCGUACAAUGGGAAUAUCUGUCCUGGCCGGUGUUGGGGUUAUGUUGGUGCUUUUCCCUCUUAAUUUCAUCAUUGGACGACACCUGCGAAAGUUACAGGUGAAACAGAUGAAUAUUAAAGAUAUAAGAAUAAAAUUGAUGAAUGAAAUUUUGAAUGGUAUUAAAGUCAUAAAAUUUUUCGCAUGGGAAACAUCAUUCAUGUCCAAAGUUUUGGGUAUAAGAAAAGAUGAAUUACGCCAUUUACGGAAAUUUUCUUACUUUAAUGCUGCAUAUAACGUGGUAAUGAGUAGUGCUCCAGUCUUGGUGUCCUUGGCGACAUUUGCGACUUAUGUAUCACUUGGAAAUACGUUAACUGCAUCAAAAGCUUUUGUUGCAUUGGCUCUUUUUCAAGUCCUUCGUUUUCCACUUUCUAUGUUGGCAACUCUUUUGACGAACCUUAUUCAGGCAUUGGUGUCAAUAAAACGAAUACAAAAAUUUUUAAAUAUGGAAGAACUGGAUCCAAAGGGCGUUGAGAGAACUGGUACUAGUGGCAUAGAUCAAGAAAGGGCCGCUAUUGAGAUUACGUCUGGGGCAUUUACUUGGGAAAGCGAGGAACAGCCAACUUUAAAAAGUAUUAAUCUGAAAAUAGAUCAAGGUGGUCUUGUGGCGAUUGUGGGUCAUGUCGGCUGUGGAAAGUCGUCUUUACUCUCCGCCGUGCUGGGAGAAAUUAAGAAACUUGAAGGGCAUGUUUAUCUUCAGGGUUCUACUGCGUACGUUCCUCAACAAGCCUGGAUCCAAAAUACGACAUUGCGGGAAAAUAUUUUAUUUGGCAAAACCUACGAUCCAAAACGUUAUAAUAAAGUCAUGAAUAAUUGUGCCCUUCUUCCUGAUUUGGAAAUAUUACCAGGAGGGGAUUUGACUGAGAUUGGUGAAAAGGGUAUUAAUUUAAGUGGUGGUCAAAAGCAACGUGUGAGUCUUGCUCGUGCUGUAUAUAAUAAUGCUGAUGUGUACUUACUUGAUGACCCUCUUAGUGCUGUUGAUUCUCAUGUUGGAAAACACAUCUUUGAUCAUGUCAUCGGGCCAAAAGGAUGCCUUAAAAAGAAGACAAGAGUUCUGGUAACUCAUCAAGUUCGUUUUCUUCCCCAAGUUGAUUGCAUUAUUGUUCUACGCAAUGGUGUCAUCACAGAGGUUGGCAGCUACCCUCAACUUCAAGCGAACGACGGAGAUUUCGCUGAGUUUUUGCGAACGUACGCUAAAGAACAUGAAGAUGAAAAGGAAGAAUUUAAGACGAGACUAAGAACCAAGUCACAAAUAAGUACAACAGCUCUAACUGUUGAUGACAGAAGCCCGAGUUUUGGUUCAUUAACAAGUGAUUCCGCGCGUGUUAUGGGCAAAGAUGGCCUGUCUGAACCUGAACAACAAACAAAGGAAGACUACAAGAUAAUAAAGGAGGAAACGGCUGAAACGGGACGGGUAAAGUUUGGUGUGUUUAUCUACUACUUCACAUCUUGCGGACUUCUGUUUUUAUUUUUUCUGAAUUUUUUCCUCCUUUGUUCUGAAACCUCAUUGGCUGGUUCUCGUAUCUGGCUCGCUCAUUGGAGUUCCUCAAAUGUUACUGAUAGUUCUGAACAGGACCGAUAUGUUGGUAUUUAUAGCGCUAUGGGUGUUGGUCAAGGAUUCUUCUUACUCUUAGUCGCGAUCACCUCAGCCUACAUGUGUGUAACUGCUUCAACUGUACUACACGAGAGACUAUUAGGAAACUUGUUGAGAUUACCUCUCACCUUUUUUGAGACCACGCCUCUUGGUCGCAUCGUGAACAGAUUCUCAAAAGAUAUAGAUGUCAUUGACACAAUGAUCCCUCGUAGUUUACUGUGGUUCUUUCAGACGUUUGUAUCCAUACUGGGAACUAUUUUUCUGAUAUGUUAUUCAACGCCUUUAUUCAUAACAGUUCUGCUUCCUCUGGCUGUCAUGUACAUGCUUAUACAAAGGCUGUACGUUGCCACAUCACGUCAAUUACAACGCCUGGAGUCAAUCAGCCGCUCGCCAAUUUAUUCCCAUUUCUUUGAAACGUUAAAUGGUGUUAGCACCAUACGGGCGUUUGGCGCUCAACAACGAUUUAUCUCGUUGAAUGAUGUCAAUGUGGAUGAAAAUUCUAUGACGAAAUAUCCAGUUAUAAUUAUCAACAGGUGGCUGGCAGUGCGUUUGGAAUUUAUUGGUAACUGUAUUAUAUUUUUUGCUGCACUGUUUGGUGUGCUCGCCCGUGACAGCGUUGAAAGUGGUUUAGUGGGAUUGUCUAUCACAGUAUCGCUCAGGAUCACAAAUAUAUUGAAUUGGUUAGUGCGACAAACUAGUGAGCUUGAGACACAUAUUGUAUCGGUUGAAAGAGUGAUGGAAUACACAGAAGCCAAUCGGGAGGCAUCCUGGAUAAACUCGUACCAACCACCCGAUAACUGGCCCGAUAAAGGUCAAAUCGAGUUCCAAAAACUGGGUGUUCGUUACAGGGAAGACUUGAAAUUCGCCGUGAAGGAAGUUGAUUGUCAAAUUGAUUCCAAUGAAAAGAUUGGCAUUAUUGGCAGAACAGGCUCUGGUAAAUCUACUCUCACUCUGGCUUUGUUUCGAAUAUUAGAAGCAGUGGAGGGAAGGAUUGUGGUCGAUGGCAUUGACAUUUCAGAUAUUGGGCUGCAUGCGUUACGCUCAAAGAUCACUAUUAUUCCCCAGGAUCCUAUACUGUUUUCUGCUUCACUGCGUUUCAAUUUGGAUCCAUUUGAGAAGCAUACGGAUGAAGAGAUUUGGUCUGUGCUUGAAGUCGCCCAUCUCAAAGUAUUUGUGUCUAGCUUGGAGAACACAUUGAGUUACUCUAUUGCAGAGGGUGGCGAGAAUCUUAGCGUUGGCCAACGUCAACUAGUUUGUCUAGCCCGCGCUUUGCUACGAAGAACAAAAAUUUUGGUUCUUGAUGAAGCAACAGCUGCUGUGGAUUUAGAAACUGAUGAACUUAUUCAACAAACAAUUCGAACAGAAUUUGCUGACUGUACUGUUCUUACUAUCGCACAUCGACUAAACACGAUCAUGGAUUAUACCAGAGUUAUGGUUCUCUCCGAUGGAAAAAUUGUAGAAUUUGAUUCACCUAGCAAUUUGCUUGGCUUGAAAGGGAUAUUUUAUGACAUGGCAAAAGAUUCAAAUCUUGUUCCAUAACGAAUAGUAGAGCAUUGGAUUGAAUGAAACUGCUGCAGAAUCUGCCUUGAACAUUGCUUGGAAAAAUUCAUAUAUAUUAGUGAAUGUUGAGUUACGAAUAGUAUUUUAAAAUUUUCGGGAAUUACGGUGUUGAGACAACAGUUUCACUGAGGCACUGAUGUAUUGAAAUAUUUAUAUUUAUACAUCCGACAGUUUACUCAAGUAAAUAUAUUAU
Messenger RNA from Dendronephthya gigantea, 4758 nucleotides. RefSeq names its product multidrug resistance-associated protein 1-like. The transcript is spliced from 27 exons. Bases 204 to 4544 code for a protein of 1446 amino acids. Gene Ontology annotation, molecular function: ATP hydrolysis activity; ATP binding; ABC-type transporter activity. Gene Ontology annotation, cellular component: membrane. The record is from RefSeq and is a predicted model, not a curated record. Gene Ontology annotation, biological process: transmembrane transport. NCBI's taxonomy places the organism in Eukaryota, Metazoa, Cnidaria, Anthozoa, Malacalcyonacea, Nephtheidae.